Molecule: messenger RNA, 1344 nt
Organism: Corylus avellana
Lineage: Eukaryota; Viridiplantae; Streptophyta; Magnoliopsida; Fagales; Betulaceae
Source: RefSeq, a predicted model, not a curated record
AUGGAAGGGUGCUGUGAUCUUGAAGUUGAUGUCAAUGGCCAAGAAACUUUCAUGCUGCACAAGAAAACUCUUGUAUCUUUCUCAGGUUUAUUUAGCAAAUUAUUUGUUAACUCGAGAAGCACAAGGAACCUGAAAGUGAUAUUCAAUGACUUUCCAGGAGGCGCUGAGGGUUUUGAGCUCGUGGCAAGGUUUUGCUACAAUAAUGGCCGAGCAGCAAUAACCCCCUCGAACAUACUUCUACUAAACUGUGCUGCUAAUUUCUUGGAGAUGGAAGGUAAUGGUUCGAUUAGGCCCAAUUUAAUAGACCAAACUGAGAAAUCUCUUGAAGGGAUCAUCUUUUGGACUUGGUCUGAGCUCCUAGAAGCAUUGAAACAGUGCCAAGAUUUACUUCCCGCCACAAAAUCUUCAGUUGUGCUUCAGAAUAUCUUGGAUUGUCUUAUAGGAAGGCUUGCUUUGCCUAGUGUUGCAAGCCCAUUCGCAUGUUCCUCAAACAAUUCUAGCUGCAAAUUUUCCUGUGAUACAAUAAGCACUGACAGCCUGAAAAACAACUCUUCUCAACUGACUUGGUGGUUUGAAGAUUUUUUGUUCUUGAGUGUUGAUAUGAUUGACGGGGUAAUUAAGACAAUGGUCUCCCAGAAAUUUGACCAAGCUAUAAUUUGUAAGUUCCUCUUCUAUUAUCACAAAUCAAGAUGUCUUGGUGCAGCACCAGCUGAGAAGCAGAGAAUCACAAAGGUUGUAGUCAGCCUGCUUUGUUUGCUUGAUAGGAGUUCUCUUUGUUGCAAGGGGUUAUUUGAAAUUUAUCGAGUGGCUUUGGGGUUGAAAAUAAGCAAAUUUUACAAAAACAAGAUAGAGAGUUUGAUGGGUUCACAGCUGGAUCAAGCAACAAUUGAUUAUCUGCUUGCUCCAUCUCCACAUGGGAGGGACUAUUCUUAUGAUGUUAAUUUGGUUUUGAGGCUUGUACAAGCAUUUCUCCUUGAAUGCAGCUGUUUGUCAUCUACAAGUCGAUUGAAGAAGGUUGCCAACUUGAUGGAUUUGUACCUUGGGGAAGUGGCUCCUGAUUCCCAUCUGAAACCUUCCAAGUUUGUGGCUUUGGUAUUAGUGCUGCCAGAUUAUGCUAGAGAAUCUGAUGAUCAUAUCUACAGAGCCAUGGACCUGUUUCUAGAGGUAUUCUGCAAUUUUGCAAUGUUUCAUUUUCUAAUAGAUGGAAUUAUUUACUGUUUUGCAUUAGAUAAAAGAAUGGCUUCUUCACUGCUUACCAUAAAUGAUGUCAAAGAAGACAUGCUACAAAUAAUUGCUGUUAGCUAUCUCAAAUAUUCUGCACUCAAAUGUAUGUCAAGUUUCUGA